CCCCCCACCCUCGCCAGCCUUCCUUCUGAGAAGCAGUCAGUCAACCGGCUGUUGCAUUUUUUUUUUUCGAUUAUCGAUUGGUCUUGUCUGGACCGUGAAGUCGCGGGAGAGUUUGGACAAAAAUGGUGGAUAAAUAAAAUAAGAGUUCACUAAGGCCGUUUAAAAAAGUAUCAAUUUACGGUCUGCUUAACAGGGUGGCGCUCCCAUAGACACCAAUUGAUUGAACCAGAAAAAACAGCGACUGGAUUGGAAUCCUUCCUGCCCCCCUCAAAAAAACGUGACUAGCUAGCAUAUGGACGCCGAUAAAUACAGAAACAACUGGCUUUGAAUGGUUUUUAUUUGAAAACCUCUCGCUAACUGUCAAAGGUGACCGUUAGGAUCGCGUGACAAGAAUGGAGGAUAAUUUGGAGCGCGUGCUCCAUUGCGAUGACAAGGAGGAGUUGAGGCGGAAACUGGCCCUGCUACAGAGGGAGUACUCCAGGACAGUUCAGAGAUUACAGCGAGCUGAGCGUUCAGAUGCCGUGCGGAAGCAUGUGAGGAGUCGGAUCUCUGAGCAGAACCUCCAGGACCAGACAGACCCAGUCCCAGCCAGCACCUUUCCCAACCCAGCUCUACCUCCCCUCUCCCUUGGUAGCCCUGCUAGGACAGCCCCAGGUUCGGCCUCACCACCAGGCCCCGCCGGAGACUCGACUGUGGCGGCAUCGUGUCCGGUGGAAUCUGAGAACCCCAGGCGGAGGAGUCCGUCCAUCCGCUUCCUCCUCCCCGUCGAUGACUCUUGCCCUCGGACACCUGACCUUAACCCUCUCAGACGAAGCCACUCCCUCCGGCUGAGGUCACGGAGAAGCCGGCUGCGCUGGGAGCGGACGGGGAGGGUCCAGGGCGGCGAGGGGGCAGGGGGGAGGUACGACACGGAGACCAGCGAGGAUGGGCUGGAGCUGGAAGCACAAACAGAGAAAGAAGAGGACGGAGAGAAGAGAAAUAUGGAGGAAGAGAAGGAGGGUGUGAAGAAAGAGCUGGAGAGGGAGGAGAAUGAGAGGGAAAUUCCAGAUAAAGAGGCAAUGAAACAGAGCGAUGGAGAGGAGAGAGAAGAACAGAGGACAUAUGGACAGAAGGAGAUCGGUUCACCCCUUCCUUCUCUGAGGAGAGAUGGAGAGAAUGAGAGAGAAGAGGGAAGUGAUUCAGUAGCUACGGGAGUCUCUGUGUUAGGGGCUGUUGGGUUGUGUAACACUGGGGGAGUCCUGGACUCGUGCACUCUGGUGGAAGGUCUGCCGUUCCCCGUAGAAUACUACAUCAGAACCACAAGACGCAUGGCCUCUUCACAGAGCCACAGAGACCUGCAGGCUGUCAUUCUGAACCAACUCAACAGGGGGCGCCACAGAAGGAGCAGGGGCCGGAUGUCUAACACUUCACAGUCCGACUCACUAGCACAACCCUCCAAUCACCGCCCAUGCUCAAGUCAACUGACCUCAAACUCACCGAACAAUCGCACACCGGUUGAGGAGCCAUCAGCCAAUCAGAUGCUUACCGCUGAGUCAGGGACCAAUCAGAGUGAGAGUUUACCCUCCAGGCCGAACACUGCAGGCUCUAUCAGAGACCAGAGGAGGAGAGGAAGGAGGCCGAGACUGAGCCGCUCUCUAAGUUUGGACUCAGAUCCCCCAGCACCAGUCCCAGACAACACCCAGACCCCGGCCGCUAUUAGCCCAGCCUCACAGCCUCUCCCUGGGGGUGGAUGUCCGGAGCGCUGGACUCUCUCUGGAGGUGUGGAGGAAAGGCUUUAUCCCAUCUUCAGAAGGAGCUGUGUCUCUCCCCUCAUUCACACAUCAAAGCAGAGCAAAGAGAGUGUGCGGUCUCUCCUCCUGCCCUCCUCCCUCUCCCCUGGAGGACCAGCAGUGCACCCUGGGAGUCUGGGCCGCGUCAUCUCAACCUUUGACCUCCAGGAUUUCCAUCUCCCCGAUGAUCAGUUCGGACAGCUAAAGCUCCAGAAGCUUCGCGCCUCAUUUGCCGUUGCCGUCCCAGAACCCUUCUCACCUUACAACAUGCGUCGUCGCCGCAACAGAGGCUCGGUCCACGGCGACACAGGCGGUCAGACGUCUAAAGCGCCGACGCCUGAGCCCCUCCCUCUCAGCCGCACCCCUCCUGUCACAGACUGCGUCACUCCGGUAGAACAGUCUGUAGACAGAUAUAUAGGCCAGCAGUCUACAGACGCACUAGACCAUUCUACAGACCUCCAUUCGGAGUACCAUUCAGUUUGCCCGUUUACAGACCACCUUGUAGACCAGCCUACUGGCCAUCAGUCUACAGACCAACCCGUAGACCAGCCUACUGGCCAUCAGUCUACAGACCACCCUUUAGACCAGCCUACUGGCCAUCAGUCUACAGACCACCCUGUAGACCAGCCUACUGGCCAUCAGUCUACAGACCACCCUGUAGACCAGCCUACUGGCCAUCAGUCUACAGACCACCCUGUAGACCAGCCUACUGGCCAUCAGUCUACAGACCAACCCGUAGACCAGCCUACUGGCCAUCAGUCUACAGACCAGCCUACUGGCCAUCAGUCUACAGACCAGCCUACUGGCCAUCAGUCUACAGACCACCUUGUAGACCAGCCUACUGGCCAUCAGUCUGUAGACCAAUCUGUAGACCUGCUUAUUGGCCAUCAGCUUACCGUUUUAGUAGGCCAGUCUAUAGACUUUCCUUCAGUAGACCAGCAGACAGGCCUACUCACUACUGAGUGCCCUUCCCUUCAAACUGAAACCGAGACAGAGUGCCCUCCCGAGUGUCCAUCCUUCCACACAAAGACUAAGUGCCUUUCUCCGUGCCCUACGGAGUUCUCUGUCGAGUGCCUUACCAAAUGUCCUUUCGUGUGCACUACUGAGUGCCCUUCCCUCCGGACGGAGACAGAUGCAGAGUGUGCUGUCCCCCCCAGCCCUUCCCUGCUCCUCCUUAGCCCCUCCCUAACCAGCCGCACCCCUCACGGACACACCCUCUCCCUUUCCCUCUCCUCCAUUCCCCCCUUACCUUCCUUAGGGAUGACGCCUAGCCCCUUGACCCCUAACCCCAACAUACCCCUCUCCCUCCCUGACAGCCCCCCAUUACCUUCUUUAGAGGCGGUGACUCUCCCCCUCUCCUGCCCUCCCUGCCCCCCCUCUCUGACCCUCCCCCUCUCCUGCCCCCCACUCUGA
Molecule: messenger RNA, 3182 nt
Organism: Oncorhynchus keta (chum salmon)
Lineage: Eukaryota; Metazoa; Chordata; Actinopteri; Salmoniformes; Salmonidae
Exons: 7
Coding region: 393-3182 (929 amino acids)
Biological process (GO): double-strand break repair via homologous recombination
Cellular component (GO): nucleoplasm
Molecular function (GO): DNA binding
Source: RefSeq, a predicted model, not a curated record